AUGACCCUUCGUCUGAUCAUCAUAGGUACUCGCCUCCAACAUUCCCAUCCAGACACGUCCAGUUUUUACAUAAAACCCAUCAUCCACACGAUUUCGAGCCACGUUCUUUCUGCUUUUCCCCAGAUACCCCUCCAACUUGAGAGACAACGUACAUAA
This is a messenger RNA of Colletotrichum tamarilloi, 156 nucleotides long. RefSeq lists its product as uncharacterized. The coding region runs from base 1 to 156 and encodes 51 amino acids. NCBI's taxonomy places the organism in Eukaryota, Fungi, Ascomycota, Sordariomycetes, Glomerellales, Glomerellaceae. The record is from RefSeq and is a predicted model, not a curated record. The transcript has a single exon.